This is a messenger RNA of Desarmillaria tabescens, 1866 nucleotides long. Its product is annotated as Mob1/phocein. NCBI's taxonomy places the organism in Eukaryota, Fungi, Basidiomycota, Agaricomycetes, Agaricales, Physalacriaceae. The record is from RefSeq and is a predicted model, not a curated record. Gene Ontology annotation, cellular component: cytoplasm. The coding region runs from base 56 to 1750 and encodes 564 amino acids. The transcript is spliced from 5 exons.
CCCUAACUCUUCUAGCCACCACGAGGAUUAUUAUAGAGAAGAAGAUACAACUGUCAUGACCACCCUUAUCCAGAGACCUCUACGGGGCUCCCGAAUCUCUUCUUUCUACCCUGUGAAAACUCUCCCGACACUUGCUUCACUCGACAGCGCUUUCCAACUGCAGGAAUAUAUUUCGCUUCUAAUUCGUCUGGAUGUACACGACGUGGAUUCCAUUGUUGCUGUUCCGGGAAAGGCCGGUAGCAAGGAACAUAGCGAGGAAGAAGCCAAACCUGAAGACAAGGAUGGGGACAAGGAACGGAAAAGUGAAGUUGUAGUGGACCAAGCAUGUUGGAUUUACGAACAGUUACGGCGACUGGCGCAAGAUUUGACCCACCCUCUAAUAACAACGCUGCAGCAAGAAUGCACGCGUUUGACAUGUCCUGAGAUGAAAGCUGGAGAAUGGCUGUACCUCUGUGUGGCUCAUGGUACGGACGGUGCCAUGGAGCAAUGCUGCGCGAUUGAUUACAUUCUUCACACCUUGGACAGUGCAACUGCACUUCUCAAUUCUCCACGGGCGUUCCCUUCACGACUGCACAUCGACAAAACUUCUCAUCGGCACUUCACUUCCCUUGCACGCCGGCUAGGUCGCAUUUUCUCACACGCGUACUUUCAUCAUCGCGAGGCAUUCGAACAAGCAGAAGCUGAAUCCUCCUUGUACGCCCGCUUCCUUGCCCUCACGACAAAGUUCGAGCUCGUGCCCGCCGAAUUCCAGGUGAUACCACCUCGAGUAUCAGACGCCGAUGCUGAGGUUCACCCCCCACGUCUCAUGGCGGCGGGUGUAGAUCGUAGUUUGGAGGAGGAGGCAAUACACCGUGAUGACGCCGAAGAAGAUUGGACUACUUCAGAAGGCAGGCCAAAGAGCAAGAGUCCACCAGGUCUGAGGAACGAAAGUCCUCGGAAGUUUGGGCGAAAUAGGACAGACACAAUGAUCUACAGUGAGGCGGCUAGCGUGGCAGAAGAACUGGCGAAGGAAGAAGAAGCGACGGCACCUGCAGCUGAAAGACUUCAGAGUCUAUCUCCGGAAACCGUCCCCGUUGAAGAACAACUUCCACCUACUGAAGCGUCCAAAGAAGAGUCAAUGUCCUCAGCGAAGCAUCUUCCGACCGAAGCUAAGCCCGAACCGCCAUCAGUAGAAGCUGUUCCUUUACCAGCUCCCGACGCUGCAGAAGCGGACGCACUUUCGGAACGCGAACAUACACCAGCACCCCCUGAGCUGAUGACGCUGUCGACUGUCCCGCAGCCGAUUUCAGAGCAGCUAGAACUCUCUCAGCCAGAGCCACCGGCUACCUCUGAAACAUCCACGGAGGCAGGAAAAUCACCCACAGACGAAGCAGUCCUACCGCCCACCACUCAAGCGCAGUUGUCUGCUGAAAUUUCAAAAGCAGCGCCUACUGAGGAACCACCGCAGCCUGAUCCAAGGGAGACUGUAGAUGAUUCCGAUAAUGUCGAAGAGUCUGUCGAGACAAAAUCCGAACCACCAGUCGUUGGAACAUUGUCAGACCCUCUUAACAUCCCUUCUGAGGUUCCCGCCGAACCUCUCGUGGAAUCAGCUGCCUCCGUAGUCGACGAAGUUCCCGUCGACACUGCAUCCGAAAUCCCAACCGAUGGCUCGAAACCGUCAGAGCCAAGUCCUAGUUCUGGUGUUGAGCAGACUAACCCAGAACCUACAGAGGUAGAGAAUACAGCUUCAAGUGGAGGCGUAGGAUCAUGAUUGUCUGUUUCGUCUUUUUUUCUAAUUAUAUUUUGCUGAUCGCUGGCUUCGCGAUGUACAACAAGACUGAGCUAGGAAGCUUUCGACCUCUGAAUAGUGUUGCAUCUACGACACCG